Messenger RNA from Sphaerulina musiva SO2202, 462 nucleotides. RefSeq names its product 40S ribosomal protein S15. The coding region runs from base 1 to 462 and encodes 153 amino acids. The record is from RefSeq and is a predicted model, not a curated record. Gene Ontology annotation, biological process: ribosomal small subunit assembly; translation. Gene Ontology annotation, cellular component: cytosolic small ribosomal subunit; ribosome. NCBI's taxonomy places the organism in Eukaryota, Fungi, Ascomycota, Dothideomycetes, Mycosphaerellales, Mycosphaerellaceae. The transcript has 5 exons. Gene Ontology annotation, molecular function: RNA binding; structural constituent of ribosome.
AUGGCUGACGCAGACUACAACGCCGAGGAGGCUGCCGAGCUGAAGAGAAAGAGAGCGUUCCGCAAGUUCUCCUACCGUGGCAUCGACCUUGACGAGCUCCUCGAUCUUUCUUCUGAGCAGCUCCGUGAUGUCGUCCACGCUCGCGCCCGCAGACGGUUCAACCGCGGACUCAAGCGCAAGCCAAUGGGUCUGAUCAAGAAGCUCCGCAAGGCCAAGCAGGAAGCCAAGCCCAACGAGAAGCCAGACGUCGUGAAGACUCACCUCCGUGACAUGAUCAUCGUCCCGGAGAUGAUUGGCUCCGUCGUGGGUGUUUACUCCGGAAAGGAGUUCAACCAGGUUGAGAUCAAGCCGGAGAUGGUCGGCCACUACCUUGGAGAAUUCUCCAUCUCUUACAAGCCGGUCAAGCACGGUCGUCCUGGUAUUGGUGCCACGCACUCGUCGCGUUUCAUUCCACUCAAGUAG